Messenger RNA from Mus musculus (house mouse), 1689 nucleotides. It is a transcript of the gene Serpinb12, whose product is annotated as serine (or cysteine) peptidase inhibitor, clade B (ovalbumin), member 12. Gene Ontology annotation, cellular component: cytoplasm; extracellular region. The record is from RefSeq and is marked validated. Lineage: Eukaryota; Metazoa; Chordata; Mammalia; Rodentia; Muridae. The transcript is spliced from 8 exons. Gene Ontology annotation, molecular function: serine-type endopeptidase inhibitor activity. Bases 135 to 1406 code for a protein of 423 amino acids.
ACCUCUCCUUACCAGUCUCUGCAGGCUGUAGAACUUGGCUGUUCUUACCUUGAGGUAUUGAAUUGACUUCAUCAGAGCUUGGACUUCAGUUGGAGACGGGCCUCACUAGGUUGCAGACAGUAACCAGUUUUACAAUGGACUCUCUUACUGCAGCAAAUAAUAAAUUUUGCUUCGAUUUUUUCCGAGAGAUUAGCAAAGAUGAUGCUCAUAAAAAUAUCUUCGUCUGCCCUCUGAGUCUCUCAGCUGCCUUUGGCAUGGUCCGCCUGGGAGCUCGAGGGGACAGUGCACAUCAGAUUGAUGAGGCAUUACAUUUCAAUGAACUUUCUAAGGAUGAACACAAAGAACCCAAUGAUCCCUCUCCACAAAGUGAAAGCAAAGCUUCUGACAGCUCUCUGGAAGGGCAGAAACAAACAUCAGCUUCUCAGGAUCAGCAGGGUGAAUCUACAAAUGACCAUCAAUUGCUUGGCUGCCACUUUGGGAAACUUCUCUCCAGAAUAGACAGAGACAAAUCUUAUUACACUUUAAGUAUGGCCAACAGACUCUAUGGAGAGCAGGAAUUUCCAAUCUGCUCAGAAUACUCUGAUGACGUAACGGAAUUUUUCCACACAACAGUCGAAAGUGUAGAUUUCCAGAAGGAUUCUGAGAAAUCAAGACAAGAGAUUAACUUCUGGGUUGAAAGUCAAAGCCAAGGUAAAAUCAAGGAACUGUUUGGCAAGGAGGCUAUUGAUAACUCAACUGUGCUGGUGCUGGUGAAUGCUGUUUACUUCAAGGCCAAGUGGGAGAGAGAAUUCAACUCUGAAAACACCGUUGAUGCAUCUUUCUGUCUCAAUGAGAACGAGAAGAAGACUGUAAAGAUGAUGAAUCAGAAGGGUAAGUUUAGAAUUGGCUUUAUCGACGAGCUGCAGGCACAGAUCCUGGAAAUGAAGUAUGCCAUGGGGAAGCUCAGCAUGCUGGUCCUGCUUCCAUCUUGCUCAGAAGACAAUGUGAAUAGCCUGCAAGAGCUUGAAAAGAAAAUAAAUCAUGAAAAACUACUGGCCUGGAGUAGCUCAGAAAAUUUGUCAGAAAAACCUGUAGCUAUUUCCUUUCCCCAGUUCAACCUGGAAGAUAGCUAUGAUCUCAAGUCGAUUCUACAGGACAUGGGCAUCAAGGAUGUCUUUGAUGAAACGAAGGCUGACCUUACUGGAAUCUCUAAGAGUCCCAAUCUGUAUUUGUCCAAAAUUGUCCACAAGACCUUUGUGGAGGUGGAUGAGAUGGGUACCCAGGCAGCUGCAGCCAGUGGGGUUGUGGCUGCAGAGAAGGCCCUUCCAUCUUGGGUGGAGUUUAAUGCCAACCACCCUUUCCUCUUUUUUAUCCGUCACAAUCCAACCCAGAGUUUACUUUUCUGUGGCAGAGUCUAUUGCCCUUGAAUCUACUCUGGCUUUUGAGGGGUUUAGAAGAAUGGCAAUAUGGUUUUCUCCUUACAAAACAUGGGCAUUUGUGUUUGGCUGAGUGCCUGAAGCUGACCACCUGCUGCUACAGUUGUUCACGGAAUCCCACAAGCCUCCCUUGAGUUUGGUUCUGAUAACCUCUGUCACCAGAAGCCAGAUCUCACUACCUAUCAAUGAAGCAGCCUUGCUUUCUCCCUAAUCUUUAUUGCUCUAAACUUUCAAGCAUAUAAAUUCACCUUCUAUGAUUUGAAGGUCAACACAA